Messenger RNA from Trichoderma harzianum CBS 226.95, 1158 nucleotides. RefSeq lists its product as hypothetical. Gene Ontology annotation, molecular function: sterol 24-C-methyltransferase activity. Gene Ontology annotation, biological process: ergosterol biosynthetic process. NCBI's taxonomy places the organism in Eukaryota, Fungi, Ascomycota, Sordariomycetes, Hypocreales, Hypocreaceae. The transcript is spliced from 3 exons. Gene Ontology annotation, cellular component: endoplasmic reticulum. The record is from RefSeq and is a predicted model, not a curated record. Bases 1 to 1158 code for a protein of 385 amino acids.
AUGGUCGACUCAACAAGCCGGGCUCUUCUUCCGGCCGACCAGGCCAGAAACAUGGCCUUUGACAAGAUCCUGCACAAAAACUCGUCGGCAUCUCAGGGUGGUCUUCGUGCCAUGAUCAACAAAGACAACGAAGCACACAAGGCAGCUGUCGUUGAAUACUUUCAACACUGGGAUGACAAAAAGGCCGAAGACGAGACUGAAGCCGUUCGACAAUCCCGAGUCAUUGAUUAUGCAAGCUUGACAAGACAAUACUACAACUUGGCGACCGACCUUUACGAAUAUGGCUGGGGCGAGGCAUUCCACUUUUGUAGAUUUGCCUAUGGAGAGGCCUUCAAGUCGGCCGUAAACCGACAUGAACAUUAUCUGGCAAGCAGCAUUGGCAUCAAGCCUGGAAUGCGGGUGCUGGAUGUCGGAUGUGGUGUUGGCGGACCGGCACGAGAAAUUGUCAAGUUCACAGGAUGCCACGUCACCGGCUUAAACAUCAACAACUACCAAAUCAGCCGAGCCAAGCAAUACGCUGUAAAGGAAGGGCUUACCCACAAGCUGGAUUUCGUUCAAGGAGAUUUCAUGAACUUGCCGUUCCCCGACGACUCAUUCGAUGCUGUAUACGUAAUCGAAGCCACUGUCCACGCGCCUUCGCUGGAGAGUGCCUACAGAGAAAUAUUCCGUGUGCUCAAGCCAGGAGGCGUCUUUGGCGUCUAUGAAUGGUUCAUGACAGACGCCUACAACAACGAUGAUUUGGCCCAUCGUCAGAUCCGUCUCGACAUUGAGCAAGGCGACGGCAUUGCCCAGAUGCUCAAAGUCGAAGACGGCCUCGCCGCCAUCCAAGCCGCAGGAUUCACUCUUGAAACCCACUACGAUCUCGCUGAGGACGACAGCAACGAUACAAGUGUUGCUCCGUGGUAUUGGCCUCUAGGAACAGAUCUUCGUUAUGCCCAGUCGCUUUCGGACGUACUGACUGUCUUGAGAAUGAACCGGUUUGGCAGAGUGGUAUCUCAUGCUUUCAUCUUUAUUCUGGAGUUGCUUCAGAUUGCUCCGGCAGGUACCGGAAAGACGGCUGAGAGUCUUGCAAAGGCAGCUGAUGCGUUGGUUGAGGGAGGGAAGAAAAAGUUGUUUACGCCGAUGUAUCUCAUGGUUGGCCGCAAGCCUGAGUUUUAA